Molecule: messenger RNA, 1158 nt
Organism: Ipomoea nil (Japanese morning glory)
Lineage: Eukaryota; Viridiplantae; Streptophyta; Magnoliopsida; Solanales; Convolvulaceae
Exons: 2
Coding region: 115-894 (259 amino acids)
Source: RefSeq, a predicted model, not a curated record
UAGGUGCAGAAGCCGCUAACCCACUAUGUUUCACACUAUUUUUUUUAGCUUUAUAUAUGUAUAUGCAAUAAUGCAAGAUUUCAGUGUCAGACAAGAAACCAUUGACAUUCCAAGAUGGCAGAAAACAAGGUUCCUGAAAGUUGUAACAGCAGGAAAGAAAGACAGCCAAUUUCUGUACCAUUUGUUUGGGAAGUAAGGCCAGGAGUGCCAAACAAGGAUUGGAAGCCUGUUGAUAAACCCGUAAAGAAAUUUGUUCCUCCGGUGAAGCUUGUAGCUUCGAUCCCAUUUGAGUGGGAGGAGAAGCCGGGGACGCCACUUCCCAGCUUCCCACUUCCCCGCCCAUCUGCAGAGUCGUCUUCCCAGGAGAACAUCUUCGGCUCCUCUGUGUUGCCUGCAAGAACAGAGGCUCGAGGUGAUGAUGGGAACGACAACAGUGGUCAUCUGUGGGAAGCGUUUUGUUUUGAAUCGGAUGAUGACUCCUUCAGCUCAGCGCCCUCUUUGCUAGCGAAUGGCUUGAUAUCAACCUGGGAAAUCUCGAGCGCUGUUCCUGUGGAAGAUAUCAACAGCAGCAGGCUGAAAAGUCCACCUUCACCGGCUUCUGAAACAGGCAGCACGAGCAGUUAUGCAACGGGCACUACUAGCCUAGUUGGGACCGCUUUCUUGGAGAAACUCUUUCCUUUAUUAUCACCUGAGUUAAACUCCAUUGAACAACAGGUUAGCCCCCGCUUAGAGAAGGGCAGUGCUCAAAAUCCAGAAAUAUGUGACACAGGCUCAGACUCGGAGAGUAAUAGCAGCACAAUAAUAAGGAAACCACUGCUAACACUAGGAGACCUUAUAAUGAUGAGCCGAAGAAGAAGCCAUCAGAGAAAAGCUAAUCAAAUGGUAAUCCUCUAAAAUUCAUAGAGAGGAGUGGUAUUGGAUGCUGCAUGUUUGGAGUUGGAGGAAGCGUUGAAGGAUUGCACACCAAAUGGAAGAGGCAAUUACAACUUCUGUAAAAAUCAACCUCAACUUGUUUCAUGAUGUUACAAUAUACAUAGCAUAAAAACCGAUUAGUUGUGCUUUGUUAAGGAUCUCAAGGUGUUACCUUUCUAAAACAAGAACCUGUUGUACACAUUUCCAAAUAUUCUAUUGUGCAAUGAAAGAUAAAGCUUGCAAUGA